GCCUCUGUCCCCGUCCAACCACAGCCGAGAGGAGCGCGGAGUUCAUGGGGGAGCUUCACUGACAGAUUAUUUCCCACCUGCCAGUAUCCUCUGUCCAGUCCUGCUUUCCAGUCCUAUUCCCUGCAGCAGAAAUUGGAACAACCCUGUGGAAUAAUAAGGUUUUUAUGGGAAGGCUUUUGGGUUACAGAAGUCAAAGUGUUCUUUACAAGGGCCAAGCACUCAGGACCUGCAGCAAAGACUACAAAAGAGAUUGGAUUCAGAGAAACUAAAAAACUAACCUUCAUCGCUUUGCCAGCCUAAAAUUAAACACGACCAAAUUUCCUACAGCAUGUCUGUGCUGUCCAGCAAUCAUUCAGCCUUAUCACAAGAAACCCACAGUGCUUACAGUGCUGGAACAACUUCUGAGUCAGUGAUGCCAUCUGUAUAUGAAGAGUCAGUCUGUGAGAGUCUCUCUUCUAAACCUGGAAUGGAAACCUACCUUGUGUCAGAACUCUCAGAAGAGGAUGAAGAACCCAUUUACAAAAAUCCAUUUACAAUUCCUCCAGAUAUUGAUAUUUUUGCAAUAAGGAACAAGGAAAGAAAAAAGGCAAAGGCGGAACGUGAAAGGAUGAAGACCAUGAAAAUUCAUGAGAAAAUGACUUACUCUGUUAAAAACAAGGCAAAGGAAAGAGGGCUUAGGAAAGCUUUGAAAAAGGAAGAGGAAGAAGAAAACAGAAAACAGGAAACAGAUGAAGAGAGACUGAAAGCUCUCCAGGAGUGUCUUUCAUGGAAGAUAGCCAUUAAAAAAGAUUAUCCAUUAGAAAAAGAAACUUUCCGUGACUACAUAAAUGACAGAAGGGAGAUAUUUUUACUUGAGUAUGCCAUAGCAGUUAAGAGAGAAGAGAUUCAAAAGUUGGAGAAAAUAGCAAAGAAAGAGGAAAGAAAACUGGAAAAGGCUGAAUACAACCUGGAGAAGGAUAUUGCCAUAUUUGAUGAGUUCCUGAAGGAGAACCAUAAAAGCUCCGUUCAAGCCCUGAAAAUUGCUGAAAAAGAAUCUGCAGCGAAAGCAAAGAAAAUAGUACAGAUCCACGCAAUUGGUUCCCAAAUAAUGAGCCUUCAAAGUGAUAUAACCAGAUUUGAGAAUUCUCUGCGAGAGUACAAGAUGUACAGAGACUUCCUCUAUCAGCUCUCUCCGAAAGAAUGGCAGGAGGAAUACGAAAAAAAGCACGGAAAGCAGUUGAAAACAGCUGACAAAGAAAGUGCCUCAGAGAAGAGUAAGUGCCGUGGCAGAGCUGCCCACUCCUCUGGAGGGCAGCCUCAUGCUCCAAGUGUCCAUCUCCUCUUGUGUCCAGGUCUGACCAUCGAGAUGAACACGAAUGCUAUAGACGUGCCAAGUUCUCUGCUGUCUGUAGAAAGUGUGAACUCAAGCUUAUCACCUGGGACCAGACCACAGCUCAAAAGCCUCCUGAAACCUCUCUCAACAGAAAAUCUGAAUUCAUCGGAGGAUCAAGAGAGCGAAAUCUGCUCGGAUGAAGAUGAGGAGCCUGAGCUGUAUUUUACUGACCCCCAACAACUGCUGUCUGUUUUCGCGGAGAUGGAGGAACAGAACUUUUCCUACCUCUGUAACUUCCAGGAGACACAGAAAGAAAUUAAUGAGCUCCAACACACCUUCAUCAACGCACAACAAAGGAAGGAUCGGGAGCGAGCACAGCUGAAAGAAGUUUCGCUCACCUUGAAAUCCACCGUCACCAAAUUGGAAGAGAGAGCGGCAGACCUGAAGCUCAGAGUUGAAGACUUUUCCUCAGAACACAAAGUUGAUGUCCAGGUACACCCCGAGGUCGAGGAUAAAAUGCUUGCAAGCUUGGGUAGAAAGGUGAGGGAGGUCUAUGGUCACUGCAUUGGAGAAAGCAGGGAAGGCAUGGAGACAAUGGAGAUGCUAGCGGCGAUAGAAAAAAAGCUCAUUGAGUUACUGGACAACCUGGAAAGAAUCCCACCAGCAAAGAUAGCAGAGAUUGAAAAAGCCAAAAAAAGAGAACGGAGAAAGAGGCUGAGAGAGGAAAAGGAACAACAGCAGAAACAGAUGCAGGAGGAGAGACUGCAACGGGCCCUGGAGAGAGCACAGGCAAACAUAGAGAAAAAGACCGGCAGAAGGCUGAUGUUCCGUUCCAGCCCACCUGCCAGGAAGGAAAAGAAAGAGCAAAGCCAAGAACAAAGGGAUAAGGAGAAAGAAGAAAUGCUGUAUUACUUCACUUGAGAGCACGGCCUUUACUAUGUAACGUAGAGCUGAUACCACUCUAGAAAAAGGUUUCUGUAGCUCCAGCCUGAGCCUAUUUGCAGUGUGAGAACUUCAUAGCCUCAUGAAAUUCCUCCUAUCCCAAGAUCCAAAGGAAAGGAGCAAGUCAGGCAACCACUGAUUGUUUUUCUUGACUAAGGAAAUAAAAUAAAAUGCUCUUAUUUUGCUUCUUUGG
Gallus gallus (chicken) is the source of this 2447-nucleotide messenger RNA. RefSeq names its product cilia and flagella associated protein 100 (gene CFAP100). The transcript has 16 exons. The record is from RefSeq and is a predicted model, not a curated record. The coding region runs from base 329 to 2233 and encodes 634 amino acids. Lineage: Eukaryota; Metazoa; Chordata; Aves; Galliformes; Phasianidae.